GAAAUGUCAAACCUAUAUGUUUUGCUUAUCACCGAGUGUACCGUAAUUGGUGUUUACGAAACCAGACUAGUGGCUGUUUACUGUUUAAUCCUCGAAAAUGAAUAACUUUUGAAAUAUUACGGAAAUACUGGUUUCGGAGUGUCAUUUAAGGCGAGAUAUGAGUGCUUGAUGUGAAAGAAAUCAACAUUUAACUGAGCGUAAGACACACCCUAAUUCAAGAUGGCUGAAGCGGUAAAGGUAAUUGUGAGAUGUCGCCCUCUCAACGCGAGGGAGAAGAGUCUUAACUGCAAAACGGUUGUGAAGAUGGACGGCGGGCGUGGAUUCUGCGAGAUCUUCAAACCCAACUCCAAGGAUCCUUCCAAGUCCUUCACGUUUGAUGGUGCUUACUUUGUUGACUCCACAACGGAACAGAUCUAUGGAGAUAUCGCAUACCCAUUGGUUGAUGGUGUAUUGGAAGGUUAUAAUGGAACUAUAUUUGCUUACGGUCAAACUGGAUGUGGAAAGUCAUUUAGUAUGCAGGGCAUCACAGACCCUGCGACCCAGCGGGGUAUCAUACCAAGAGCAUUUGAGCAUAUCUUUGAGAAUAUUCAGGUUGCUGAGGGUUUGAAGUACCUGGUGAGGGCGUCCUAUCUUGAGAUCUACAAUGAAGAGAUCAGGGAUCUCCUUGGAAAGGAUGCCAAAGCUCGUCUGGAACUCAAAGAACAUCCUGAUAGGGGUGUCUAUGUCAAAGACCUGACCAUGCAUAUUGUGCACAAUACCCGCGAGUGUGAACAGAUCAUGGAACUGGGAUGGAAGAACCGUUCUGUGGGAUCUACGUUAAUGAAUGCAGACUCGUCGCGUUCACAUUCCAUAUUCACCAUUCAUAUAGAGAUGUGUGAGGUGGACGAUGCCGGGGAAGACCGCAUCAGGGCGGGGAAACUCAACCUGGUCGAUUUGGCUGGUAGCGAGAGGCAGGCCAAAACUGGUGCGACUGGUGACAGACUGAAGGAAGCGACUAAGAUUAACCUCUCCCUCUCUGCAUUGGGAAACGUCAUUUCAGCGCUGGUAGAUGGCAAGUCUAAACACAUCCCCUACCGUGACUCCAAGCUUACCCGUCUUCUACAAGAUUCUCUUGGCGGCAACACCAAAACCCUGAUGGUGGCUUGUCUGUCCCCGGCCGACAACAACUAUGAUGAGACCCUAUCCACCCUCCGGUACGCUAACCGUGCCAAGAACAUCAAGAACAAGCCCAAGAUCAACGAGGAUCCGAAGGACGCCCUCUUGAGGCAGUAUCAGGAAGAAAUCAAGACGCUGAAACAGAUGUUGAUGGGACAGAUUCCUAUCCCUGCUGGAGGAUUUCCAGACAUGGAGUUGAUGGCUGGGGCUUUGGGCGGGGCCUUGACCAAGCCCCUCUCUCUCCCCCCACCCCAGACGGUACAAGCAUCUGAAUCCGCCCCCGCCCAGCAGGCCAGCCCAGAGGACAUCAAUGUCGUGAAGGAUCAAAUCCAAAAGGAUUAUCAAGCCCAGCUGGAGGAAAUGAAGGCUAUGUAUGAGCAAGAACAGAUGUCUAAGGCUAAGCUUCAGCAGGAUAUGGACCAGCUCAAAUCCCUCUAUGAUAACAAACUAGCCCAGGUCUCAGAACAAGGAGGGGAAGCCUCACCGUCAGAAGGAGGUCAGAAGGUCAUCACGUUAGAGAGGGUUCAACCUCCUCAAGAUGGCGAAGCUGUUGCUAGGUCAGAUACUUCAGGCAAGCCUGCUACUCAGGGAGAGGGCGUACCUCCCGAAGCAGAGCCAGCCGCCACUGAAGAUGAGGGACCGUCAGCACCCCGGUCCUCACCUAAGAUGCCCAGGAAGGACCAAGGGGGAGGCUUCCUGGAUCAAGAGGAGGCCAUGAAGAGAUUACAAGCCCUGGAGCAUGAGAUGGUUGGAGGAGAGAGAGCCACCGAUGAAGGUCUGAAGGAAAAGAGGAGGAAGAAGUUGAAACAUGCAGAGAUGAGGAAGCUAACCCUCGCUAAGGCCAUUGCCAAGAUGGAUGACGACGGUAUCAUGCUGAACAUCUAUAGCAGCAUUGAAGAUGAGCUUAAGGCUAAGAAUGAAUUGCUCAAGAAGGAGCAAGAAAAGUUGAGGGCAGCAGACUGUGAAAUCAGCGACUUGAAUGCCGAGUUUGAGUUUGAGCGUAUCGAUUACCUGGACACUAUACGCAAACAGGAGAAACAGGUCACCAUGCUACAACAGAUCCUUGACAAAGUGCAACCUUGUCUACGGAGAGACUGCAACUAUUACAAUCUGGAUAAGAUAAAAACAGAGUGUUCGUGGGAUGAAGAAGAUGGAAGCUGGAAGCUGCCGGACCUCAUCGUUGUACGAGAUAAACUCCCCAACUCUCUCCCCGGUGGAGCCAGCAUGCCGGGAGGAGUGAUGCCUGGAGGUCGACAACCGAUGCCUCAGAGAGGUCAACCCGAAAGGUCAAUACCAAAUAACAAUCGACCUCAGGUCAACGGAUACUCCAACGCCAACGGGAUCGGCCCAAGCGCUUAUGAUGAGCCAGAGGAGGAUCGAUAUCGACAGAAAUUGAACCAGUCUAAUCACGAUUCUGCAAUAGAUUAUUUCAAACCCAAGAGGGCCAACAAACUUCUAAACAACUCAGAUUCAAACAGGAAUUUAACUACUGACCUUCCGAUGCGAGGCCCAUCCCCUAAUUUCCUCACCAACAACGACAUGACCGCCGCAGCCGUCCACGGCCAGCUCGGUCCCUCCGACGUUCCCAUGAGACGACCCAUGCGGCUGGAAGCUCUCCCCACCGGAAAGUCCAAGAAGGGUAAGAAGAAGCACAACACUCUGGAGCCGCUGUAAGAGAGAAACUCGCUGUGCAAUCACCUAUGGUAUGCUACUGGACCCUGUUUCACAAAUUCAUCAGAGUAUGCUGCUGUUAUAAGCUACUAAAAUCCUGCAAUCUAAUUGGCCAAGAGCAUAUUAGAGAAAUUCAGCUUCAUGAAACAGUGCCAUCCAUGAUGGCAAAGGGGUAGUCUUUAGUACUCCAGCAAGCCAAUGCUGUCAGUCAUAUAUAUAGACUUGUGUAGAGCAGGAAAGCGUAUGCAUGGCUGAAAUGAAUCCAUAUUAAUGAAUUCAUUAGAAUAUUUACAUUAUAAGAAAUAGCAGUCAGCAAACCAAUGCUGUCAGUCAUAAAGAUUGACUUGUGUAGAACAGGAAAGCAUAUGCAUGGCUGAAAUUAAUUCAUAUUAAUGCUUUACCAUAUAAGAAAGUGUGCAUGAAGUUUAUGAUAUAUUGAUUAUACCAUGUGCAUGUGUGAUCAAUCAAGCUUCGCUCGCUUCACCUUAAAAAAAAAAAUCUGUAAUAGUUAUCUAUAAUCCUGUACCUUGUUUGAUCUAAUUACGAAUAUGGUAAUUUUGGUCAUGGAUAAUUCCCUUGUUAGGGAGAUAAUGAAUUACCACCAUGUUCUGGAUAUAAUGUGGUGUGGAACAAUGGGGUGGUUAGGGGCUCCAGCCCUCUUCCCCUGCCAGGGGCUUUUUAGCAGGUCCCUUUAAUCCAAGCUGAGUCAAAACAUUUCUUGGAUAGUGCUGCUGUUGAGUUUUGAUAACAAAUACGGCACUUCAACAAAACUUAUUGAGAACCCCUGGUAUUGACAAUCAAGACUUUAGAAAUCAUUAAUGGAAAAAAUCAGUCAUGGGAAAGUUCUUCAACAAAGAUAUAAAGAAGACGAAUGAUAUAGGCUUUUCUUAUUCCCUUGAGCAGACUUUUUCCAAAUUUUGGAGUGGCAGAACUAAAAGCACUCACUCAAAGAUUUAAAAUAUAUUAUUAGACUCUGUUUGCUUUAAAGGCUUCAAGUUGAUCUUUUUCUAAUUUAAAACUCGAACAAUGUUACUUAUAAAAAAACCCUAGACGAAUUCAUCCUAAGAGAUAAUCUCAGCAUUGGCUGCCGCUUUUGUCAUUGCCUUUAUGAGUGAUGCUGUGAGGUGAAACGUCGGCGAUAGAUACGUCUUAUGUGGAAGACUGCGGACAUGGCUGAAACAGUCACCGCCUAUACACUCUGUUCUUGCACAAGUUUUUAUUUUUUUUUAUGGACUAGGAUUCGCUGCAUGUUUUUCGCAAUGAAAAACUGCCGCCGGACAUUUGUCGAUAAAAGCAACAACAACUAACGCAAGACCAGAGUGUAUAGGCGGUCUUCAACAUUAUACGUAUUGCUUACAAUUUGUGUCACAGCAUCAGAUUUGUAAAAUCAAAGACAAAAGCUUCAGCCUCCGCCUCUUUCAUAGGCUACCAAAAGUGUUGCAUGAAAUCCAUCUUAAUCUUUAUUGAAUGUCUGCAGCUGUACCAUAAGCAUUGAUUAUGUUUCUUUGUUAGAAAAUACUGUCUUGAAGAACUUGAAUGUCUUUCUUUUACUUUUAUCAUGCAACUGCUCAUGGGUACUCAUGUGUAUUAAAUUCAAAUGCUUUAGACAUAUAUGGAUAUUAUUUAGAGUUAUGUACAUAAAUAUUAAGAUUGUUUUUUUUUUUGUAAAGUAUUUAUUAGAAUUUAACUGAUGCAUUCCUCUUCCUUUAAAGAUAUAAAUAUACUGUAUAUUAUCAUAUAUUGUCAUUAUUAUAUUUAGCCACAAAAUAUGUUGUAGAUCUGCAUGUGUGUAUUAAAUGUGUAUGAAAGUAACAAAGAUGUGUAAAUAAAAAAUAAAAAAUAAAAGUAUUAUGCGUUUCCUGAUGCCAAAGGGGGAAAAAGAGUGUAUUAUAUUCAAGAUGAUAUAUAAGUUCACUGAAUGCAGUGUCAAAUUAUUUCUUAAAAGCAAAACUUGACCUUUGACCUGCAGAGGCCAUCUAUCCAAGUAGAUUUUUCUGAUUACAUCUCCUUUUGAUUUUUAGCGGUGCUUGAGCCGAUAUUGAUAUGAAUUCAAACAUGGGAACUGUCGCUGGAAUUGCUUUGAAAAUAACGCUCAGGAUUCCGGCAUUGGCAUAUUUUGGGGAAAAAGUUGUACAUGUAUGCAUAUUAUCAUGAGUAGAGGAUGCCCAACACUUUUCUUGAAUGAAACACAGAUGUAGAAAUAAUUUUACACAAUUUACAAUCGCUCUAUAAGUUCUUAUAUUCACAGUGAAAGGAGACUAUAAAUUUUCAAAUUUGUACAUAUGGAAUUAUGCUAAUAUUGUGUAUAAAUAUAAAUUGAUGUUAUGUUUAUCUAACGCGCUGAAUCAUGUCUGUGCUUGAAUAUUUAAAGCUGUCUUAUUCCACCUUGUAAAAAGCAGAGAAUUAAACUAUUGACGUGUAAAGGUCCUCCGACGUAGUGUAUUCAAGAUUGAGCUAUUGAUGAAUAUUCAUUAGAAUUACAUGUACAUGUUUGUAUCAUUGAGCUAUGAGGGUAGUAAUGAAUAUUCAUAAGUAUAAUUGUUAACCUUUGAAGGUAUGAAUAUCCAUUAAUUUAUAAUGAAUUACCGGUACAUGUGUAUGUAUGUAAACCAUUUAUCCUAGUUUGGAAUAUUAAUGAGAAAUGCAAGUUUUUGUUCUUGAACUCUGAAAAGUCACACAUUUUUCAUUAGCUUUGUCACAUCCAGAAUAUAACUUGCAAUAUAAAGAUAUUCAUAAAUGUAUAUUAAUAUUUAAUUAAAUGAAACAUUGAUUUUUAUUACGUACAUCAUCACUUAAAAUUCGAUUAUUGCAAAUAAUGAAUAUUCACUGGACACAACUAAAGUAACUUAUUUACUUGAACCAUUGAAAUAUCCUAAUGGUCUCUACUU
This is a messenger RNA of Lytechinus pictus (painted urchin), 5714 nucleotides long. RefSeq names its product kinesin-like protein KIF17. The record is from RefSeq and is a predicted model, not a curated record. Gene Ontology annotation, cellular component: microtubule associated complex. Lineage: Eukaryota; Metazoa; Echinodermata; Echinoidea; Temnopleuroida; Toxopneustidae. Gene Ontology annotation, molecular function: ATP binding; microtubule motor activity; microtubule binding. Gene Ontology annotation, biological process: microtubule-based movement; mitotic spindle organization; spindle elongation. The coding region runs from base 220 to 2829 and encodes 869 amino acids. The transcript has 17 exons.